Molecule: messenger RNA, 4055 nt
Organism: Cercocebus atys (sooty mangabey)
Lineage: Eukaryota; Metazoa; Chordata; Mammalia; Primates; Cercopithecidae
Product: citron Rho-interacting kinase
Exons: 28
Coding region: 75-3689 (1204 amino acids)
Biological process (GO): mitotic cytokinesis; actomyosin structure organization; peptidyl-threonine phosphorylation
Cellular component (GO): cytoskeleton; cytoplasm
Molecular function (GO): protein serine/threonine kinase activity; ATP binding
Source: RefSeq, a predicted model, not a curated record
CAAACGCGGCGGCGGGAGGCGCGGGGCGGAGCAGAUCGCAGACCAGCCGGGUCCGCAGAGCCACCAGUGGGGAGAUGUUGAAGUUCAAAUAUGGAGCGCGGAAUCCUUUGGAUGCUGGUGCUGCUGAACCCAUUGCCAGCCGGGCCUCCAGGCUGAAUCUAUUCUUCCAGGGGAAACCACCCUUUAUGACUCAACAGCAGAUGUCUCCUCUUUCCCGAGAAGGGAUAUUAGAUGCCCUCUUUGUUCUCUUUGAAGAAUGCAGUCAGCCUGCUCUGAUGAAGAUUAAGCAUGUGAGCAACUUUGUCCGGAAGUAUUCCGACACCAUAGCUGAGUUACAGGAGCUCCAGCCUUCGGCAAAGGACUUUGAAGUCAGAAGUCUUGUAGGUUGUGGUCACUUUGCUGAAGUGCAGGUGGUGAGAGAGAAGGCAACCGGGGACAUCCAUGCUAUGAAAGUGAUGAAGAAGAAGGCUUUAUUGGCCCAGGAGCAGGUUUCAUUUUUUGAGGAAGAGCGGAACAUACUAUCUCGAAGCACAAGCCCGUGGAUCCCCCAAUUACAGUAUGCCUUUCAGGACAAAAAUCACCUUUAUCUGGUCAUGGAAUAUCAGCCUGGAGGGGACUUGCUGUCACUUUUGAAUAGAUAUGAGGACCAGUUAGAUGAAAACCUGAUUCAGUUUUACCUAGCUGAACUGAUUUUGGCUGUUCACAGUGUUCAUCAGAUGGGAUAUGUGCAUCGAGACAUCAAGCCCGAGAACAUUCUCAUUGACCGCACAGGACACAUCAAGCUGGUGGAUUUUGGAUCUGCUGCAAAAAUGAAUUCAAACAAGAUGGUGAAUGCCAGACUCCCAAUUGGGACCCCGGAUUACAUGGCUCCUGAAGUGCUGACUGUGAUGAAUGCGGACGGAAAAGGCACCUACGGCCUGGACUGUGACUGGUGGUCAGUGGGCGUGAUUGCCUAUGAGAUGAUUUAUGGGAGAUCCCCCUUCGCAGAGGGAACCUCUGCCAGAACCUUCAAUAACAUCAUGAAUUUCCAGCGGUUUUUGAAGUUUCCAGAUGACCCCAAAGUGAGCAGUGACUUUCUUGAUCUGAUUCAAAGUUUGUUGUGUGGCCAGAAAGAGAGACUGAAGUUUGAAGGUCUCUGCUGCCAUCCUUUCUUCUCUAAAAUCGACUGGAAUAACAUUCGUAACUCUCCUCCCCCCUUCGUUCCCACCCUCAAGUCUGACGAUGACACCUCCAAUUUUGAUGAACCAGAGAAGAAUUCGUGGGUUUCAUCCUCUCCGUGCCAGCUGAGCCCCUCAGGUUUCUCGGGUGAAGAACUGCCGUUUGUGGGGUUUUCGUACAGCAAGGCACUGGGGAUUCUUGGUAGAUCUGAGUCUGUUGUGUCGGGUCUGGACUCCCCUGCCAAGACUAGCUCCAUGGAAAAGAAACUUCUCAUCAAAAGCAAAGAGCUACAAGACUCUCAGGACAAGUGUCACAAGAUGGAGCAGGAAAUGACCCGGUUACAUCGGAGAGUGUCAGAGGUGGAGGCUGUGCUUAGUCAGAAGGAGGUGGAGCUGAAGGCCUCUGAGACUCAGAGAUCCCUCCUGGAGCAGGACCUUGCUACCUACAUCACAGAAUGCAGUAGCUUAAAGCGAAGUUUGGAGCAAGCACGGAUGGAGGUGUCCCAGGAGGAUGACAAAGCACUGCAGCUUCUCCAUGAUAUCAGAGAGCAGAGCCGGAAGCUCCAAGAAAUCAAAGAGCAGGAGUACCAGGCUCAAGUGGAAGAAAUGAGGUUGAUGAUGAAUCAGUUGGAAGAGGACCUUGUCUCAGCAAGAAGACGGAGUGAUCUCUAUGAAUCUGAGCUGAGAGAGUCUCGGCUCGCUGCUGAAGAAUUCAAGCGGAAAGCGACAGAAUGUCAGCAUAAACUGUUGAAGGCUAAGGAUCAAGGGAAGCCUGAAGUGGGAGAAUAUGCGAAACUGGAGAAGAUCAAUGCUGAGCAGCAGCUCAAAAUUCAGGAGCUCCAAGAGAAACUGGAGAAGGCUGUAAAAGCCAGCACCGAGGCCACCGAGCUGCUGCAGAAUAUCCGCCAGGCAAAGGAGCGAGCCGAGAGGGAGCUGGAAAAGCUGCAGAACCGAGAGGAUUCUUCUGAAGGCAUUAGAAAGAAGCUGGUGGAAGCCGAGGAACGUCGCCAUUCUCUGGAGAACAAGGUAAAGAGACUAGAGACCAUGGAGCGUAGAGAAAACAGACUGAAGGAUGACAUCCAGACAAAAUCCCAACAGAUCCAGCAGAUGGCUGAUAAAAUUCUGGAACUCGAAGAGAAACAUCGGGAGGCCCAAGUUUCAGCCCAGCACCUAGAAGUGCACCUGAAACAGAAAGAGCAGCACUACGAGGAAAAGAUUAAAGUGUUGGACAAUCAGAUAAAGAAAGACCUGGCCGACAAGGAGACGCUGGAGAACAUGAUGCAGAGACACGAGGAGGAGGCCCAUGAGAAGGGCAAAAUUCUCAGCGAACAGAAGGCGAUGAUCAAUGCUAUGGAUUCCAAGAUCAGAUCCCUGGAACAGAGGAUUGUGGAACUGUCUGAAGCCAAUAAACUUGCAGCAAAUAGCAGUCUUUUUACCCAAAGGAACAUGAAGGCUCAAGAAGAGAUGAUUUCUGAACUCAGGCAACAGAAAUUUUACCUGGAGACCCAGGCUGGGAAAUUGGAGGCCCAGAACCGAAAGCUGGAGGAGCAGCUGGAGAAGAUCAGCCACCAAGACCACAGUGACAAGAAUCGGCUGCUGGAACUGGAGACAAGACUGCGGGAGGUCAGUCUAGAGCACGAGGAGCAGAAACUGGAGCUCAAGCGCCAGCUCACAGAGCUACAGCUCUCCCUGCAGGAGCGUGAGUCACAGUUGACAGCCCUGCAGGCUGCCCGGGCGGCCCUGGAAAGCCAGCUUCGCCAGGCAAAGACAGAGCUGGAAGAGACCACAGCAGAAGCCGAAGAGGAGAUCCAGGCGCUCACGGCACAUAGAGAUGAAAUCCAGCGCAAAUUUGAUGCUCUUCGUAACAGCUGUACUGUAAUCACAGACCUGGAGGAGCAGCUAAACCAGCUGACCGAGGAUAACGCUGAACUCAACAACCAAAACUUCUACUUGUCCAAACAACUCGAUGAGGCUUCCGGCGCCAACGAUGAGAUUGUACAACUGCGAAGUGAAGUGGACCACCUUCGCCGGGAGAUCACAGAACGAGAGAUGCAGCUUACCAGCCAGAAGCAAACGAUGGAGGCUCUGAAGACCACGUGUACCAUGCUGGAGGAACAGGUCAUGGAUUUGGAGGCCCUAAACGACGAGCUGCUAGAAAAAGAGCGGCAGUGGGAGGCCUGGAGGAGCGUCCUGGGUGACGAGAAAUCCCAGUUUGAGUGUCGGGUUCGAGAGCUGCAGAGGAUGUUGGACACCGAGAAACAGAGCAGGGCGAGAGCCGAUCAGCGGAUCACCGAGUCUCGCCAGGUGGUGGAGCUGGCAGUGAAGGAGCACAAGGCGGAGAUUCUCGCUCUGCAGCAGGCUCUCAAAGAGCAGAAGCUGAAGGCCGAGAGCCUCUCUGACAAGCUCAAUGACCUGGAGAAGAAGCAUGCUAUGCUUGAAAUGAAUGCCCGAAGCUUACAACAGAAGCUGGAGACUGAACGAGAGCUCAAACAGAGGCUUCUGGAAGAGGUGAGUGUGAAACACCUGGGAUAAGGGCCAAGUAGAAUUUUUUCUUUUAAUAGGCUUUAUUCUUUGGAGCAGCUUUAGGUUCACAGCAAAAUUGAGCAGAAAGCACAGAGAGUUCCCACAUACUCCCUGCCCCCUCCUCCCACAACGUCCCCAGCUGUCAACACCCUGUUCCAGAGUGGUCCAUUUGUUACAAUCAAUGGGCCUGCACUGACACAUCAUCAUCACCCCAAAUGCAUACUUUAAAUUAGGUUUGCUCUUGGUGUUGUACAUUCUAUGAGUUUUGACAAAUGUAUAGUGACAGUUAUCCACCUUUACCAUAUCAUACAGGAUAGUUUCACUGCCCUAAAAACCCUCUGUGCUCUGCCUGUUCAUCCCUCCCCACCCUCAACU